UUUCAGAGCGGGAUCAUGGCAGUGGGCAAGAAUAAGCGCCUCACCAAAGGCGGCAAAAAAGGAGCCAAAAAGAAAGUGGUUGAUCCAUUUUCAAAGAAGGAUUGGUAUGAUGUAAAAGCACCAGCUAUGUUCAACAUUCGCAAUAUUGGCAAAACACUGGUUACAAGGACUCAAGGAACAAAAAUUGCCUCUCAUGGCCUCAAAGGUCGAGUUUUUGAAGUGAGUCUUGCUGAUCUGCAGAAUGAUGAGGUUGCUUUUUGUAAGUUCAAGUUAAUUACUGAAGAUGUUCAGGGUAAAAAUUGUUUGACUAAUUUCCAUGGAAUGGACCUUACCUGGGACAAGAUGUGCUCUAUGGUCAAAAAGUGGCAGACCAUGAUUGAAGCCCAUGUUGAUGUUAAAACUACUGAUGGGUACUUGCUCCGCCUCUUUUGUGUUGGUUUUACCAAAAAGCGCAACAACCAGAUCCGUAAGACCUCUUAUGCCCAGCACCAACAGAUUCAUCAGAUUCAUAAGAAAAUGAUGGAAAUCAUGAUCCGAGAGGUGCAGAGAAAUGACUUGAAAGAAGUUGUCAAUAAACUAAUUCCAGAUAGCAUUGGAAAAGACAUAGAAAAGGCUUGCCAGUCCAUUUACCCUCUCCAUGAUGUAUUUGUCCGAAAAGUCAAGAUGCUUAAGAAGCCCAAAUUUGAAUUGGGAAAGCUAAUGGAACUGCAUGGUGAAGGUGGUGGCUCUGGAAAACCUUCAGGAGAUGAAACAGGCACAAAAGUAGAAAGGGCUGAUGACUCUGAACCACCAGUUCAUGAAUCUGUCUAAAUAAGAACUUUUUAAAAGUUGAGAAAUAAAAAUUUAUCAUUGUGAAAAAAAAAGAAUUGGGGAAUGUUGUGCCCUGUCCCCCGAUUCACCCUCCAUCUCCCAGCUUGCCCCAUCUUUUUGUGCUCCCAUCUCCACGGGAAUAAUCCUGCCCCAUCUUGUUCCACAGUUUGUGCUCCCAUCUCCGCGAAAAUAACCCUGCCCCAGCUUGCUCCACAGUUUGUGCUCCCAUCUCCACGGAAAUCAGUUUGUGUUUUUUCCCUUUAAAUACCCUGACCCUACCCUUGCUCAGGGCUGAUCUAUUUGAGUCUUUACUCUGAAUAGUUGUGCACUUGAAUAAAUCCACAUCAAAAUUUA
This is a messenger RNA of Trichosurus vulpecula (common brushtail), 1164 nucleotides long. Its product is annotated as 40S ribosomal protein S3a-like. The transcript has a single exon. Gene Ontology annotation, molecular function: structural constituent of ribosome. NCBI's taxonomy places the organism in Eukaryota, Metazoa, Chordata, Mammalia, Diprotodontia, Phalangeridae. The record is from RefSeq and is a predicted model, not a curated record. Gene Ontology annotation, cellular component: cytosol; ribosome. Gene Ontology annotation, biological process: translation. The coding region runs from base 16 to 810 and encodes 264 amino acids.